Molecule: messenger RNA, 1174 nt
Organism: Humulus lupulus (European hop)
Lineage: Eukaryota; Viridiplantae; Streptophyta; Magnoliopsida; Rosales; Cannabaceae
Exons: 2
Coding region: 146-1075 (309 amino acids)
Source: RefSeq, a predicted model, not a curated record
AAACUCAGACGCAUCCUCCUAUCCACCAACCCUCUCUAAUCCACAUGCAUCAAUAGGUUCUUCAUCUCACAGUAAUGAUACUGUUUCUCUGGUCACCAGCCACAAGUUCAAUGGCCAUAAUUAUCUUCAGUGGUCACAGUCAGUAAUGAUGUAUAUCGGUGGAAAGGGGAAGGAAGAAUAUCUCACAGGGGAGAUUGAGACUCCAAAACCAGACGAUCCAAAGUAUAAAAAUUGGAAAACAGAUAACCACAUGAUCAAAUCUUGGCUGGUUAGUUCAAUGAAUAAUGAUAUAGGAGAAAAUUUUCUUUUAUAUUCGACAGCCAAGGAACUUUGGGAUGCUGUCAAAGACUCUUAUUCUAGUUCUGAUAAUACAUCAGAAUUAUUUGAGAUUGAAGCUGCUCUUUAUGAUCUCCGCCAAGAAGAUACUACAGUCACACAAUAUUUUAACACUCUUACUCGUUUUUGGCAUCAAUUAGAUUUAUUUGAAACUUAUUCUUGGAAGUGUGCAGAUGAUACUGCUCUAUACAGGAGUAUUGUAGAGAAAAGGAGAUCUUUCAAAUUUCUUCAUGGUCUCAACAAGGAACUUGAUGCUGUCAGGAGUAGGAUCAUGAGUAUCAAGCCACUUCCAACCAUCAAAGAAGCAUUCUCAGAGGUUCGACAUGAAGAAAGCAGAAAGAAGGUCAUGAUGGGCGCUUCUCCUCUUCCUUCUACCCAAGAGUCCUCUGCUCUUGCUGCAAGAGGACAGCAGAAGGGUCGACCAUGGUGUGAUCACUGUCGCAAACCUGGGCAUUUCAGAGAAACUUGCUGGAAACUUCAUGGAAAGCCUGCCGAUUGGAAGCUGAAAUCAUGGAAAGACAAAGAGAGUCACGGGAACGUCGCUGCCACUCUAAAUACUGCUGCUGUUAUAGGAAAUGGGGACACAUCUGAUUCAUCACCAUUCACUAAAGCGCAGCUAGAGGCACUUCAGAAACUCCUAAGUCAGUCACACAUCACUGCAAAGCCUGAUACUACACCUGGUACAGGACAUUUGGCCAUGAAAGGAAUUGGAUUCGGGGAAGAUGAUUGGCAGUGCUAAGAUGUGUUCUGGGCUCUAUAUCCUACAAGAUUACACUCCAUCCGUUAGGAUAGCUCCGAAAUUCAGUUUGUUUUCUUAAAAUAAUCAGUCUAUUUCAAA